CUACGCACAAAGGUCAAAGUUGAAAUUCAGAGGUGACGCAACUAUCCUUGUAACGCUAAUGGUGGAUGAUGCCAUAGACAUCAAGAUGUCUGUGGAUGAUACAACUGGAGAAGGAAGGAUUAGUAGUCAGUCAGUCAGAAUGAGAUGAAUCUUACGGACACGUAGCCGAUCAACCCUUCCGCCCAGGAGAUGUCAUUUGUGGGCGUCAAACCCGCGACCUGGUCGGUGUCUUUACACAAGCUGUGGAGGCAUCGUCUUCACCGCUUUGUGAACACUGGACCAGAAUCUGCUCCUCCUGUUCUCAAAAGCUCAUCUGAGGAGCCAGCUGCCUCAGCGCUGAGGGACAGAUCCUCUCCUCAGUCUCCUGAUCAGGGCCCUCCACCUCCACCCACGCACUGCUGCAUGAGCGGCUGCCAUAACUGCGUUUGGAUUGAAUAUGCGGAGCAGCUGCUGAAGUAUUAUCAGAAUGGAGGCGACAGAGCACUCGCUGCUGUUGAGGAGAGUGUUCUUGAUGAAAGUCUAAAAGCUUACCUCAAGAUGGAGAUCCGACGUCUAAAAAAGACGUGACAUUUCACUGAGAGCAGAUCUGUGUUUCUGACGGACCCUUUUCACCACCAUCAGGUUUUCACUCCUCGUUUCAGAGAAAAAAUUAAGACCUAAUUGUCUCUUUUUCUUCAUGCCAGAUUUUUAUAACAUGCUGCUGUAUUUAAACAUCUCAGUAGUGCUGCUGAAAUUAAGUAAAAACUCUGGACCCAUCAAAGAUUUUAAUUAACCUUUUUUUAAUGAUCAGUUUGACAUUUGAAACUGCUGUACUUUAAUUUCUUUGUACUUGAGUUAUACGUUUAAGAUUUCCAAUAAAAAGUUAUUGAAGUUUAUUUUUAUUUUAA
Messenger RNA from Nothobranchius furzeri (turquoise killifish), 887 nucleotides. It is a transcript of the gene oxld1, whose product is annotated as oxidoreductase-like domain containing 1. The record is from RefSeq and is a predicted model, not a curated record. Lineage: Eukaryota; Metazoa; Chordata; Actinopteri; Cyprinodontiformes; Nothobranchiidae.